AACUAUUUCGUUAAUUAGAUCUAAUUAUAAUUUUAGCAUUUACACCUCGUAACUCUUGGUACGAUAGCACACGGUAAUCUUUUAGUGAAAAGAUGAACAAAAUCAAUUAUACUGUUUUAAAAAAUGAUAAGAUUGGAAGAUACUUGGUUGCCUCAAGAGACAUUAAAGGGGGGGAAGUUAUUAUUUCCGAAAAACCAUUACUAAUUGGACCACCCAUUUCGGGAUUAUUAAUAUGUUUCAAUUGCUGCAAAGAAAUUAAAAGAAUUGCAUAUGUACUUUGUGCAUCUUGUGGUACAGCAAUAUUAUGCAAUGCCAAAUGUACAGGUAAAUUUCACACCAAAGAAGAAUGCGAAAUUUUUGCAUCAAAACAAAUUAAUGGACGAUGUAUUGCAGACAAUUGUCAAAUUAUCUUUCCUCUAAGGUGCUUAUUACUUAAAGCUACUAAUAUUGACUCGUGGACAGAUUUUAUGAAGUUAGAGUGCCAUUUAGAAGCUAGGAGACACACUCCUAUUUGGGGAAGACACAAGACAGAAGUAGAAGAAAUACUAAGAGAAAUGAAUGUAAUAUCUGAAGAAGAUAUCAAUGAUGAGGUAAUUCAAAAGAUUUGUGGAAUUUUGGAUGUUAACACCUUCGAAGUAAGACCACCAAAUAGCAAUAUAUCAAUCAUAAAUCCCGAAAAACAGUGUUUAAGAGGUCUCUAUAUAAAAGCAGCAUUAAUGACACAUGAUUGUACUGCGAAUACAUUAUUAUCCGUCGAUGAUGACUUUACUAUGACUGUGAAAGCUAGUGUUGACAUUCCAAAAGAUGCCCUUAUAUAUUUCAAUUAUGCCAAUGUAUUGCAAGGUAGUCUAGAUAGAAGACAGCAUCUUAGAGAGGGCAAAUAUUUUGAGUGCAAUUGCAAAAGAUGCUUGGAUCCUACAGAACUGGACACUAAUAUUAGCUCUAUUAAAUGUCAUCGAUGUCCGCAGGGUUUUGUAAGAGCUGUUAUGCCAAGCGAUCCCAAAUCAGAGUGGAAGUGUUCCAGAUGCGGCCUAAAAUUUGUCCAUUUCUUAGUAAACAUUAUAGUUGAUGAAGGAAAAAGAUUAAUCCAAAACUUGGAUCAGAACAAUUUAGAAGCUUUUGAAGAUCUGCAUACAAGGCUUUUGAAGACUUUCCAUCCCAAUCACCAUUUACUCUUGGAAAUGCAGCAAAAUAUGAUUGGUCUAUAUUCAUUAUACCCCCCAAGUGUAGCAAACUUAAAAAAGAAAAUCGUUAACUGUCAAAGUUUAAUAAGAGUUUUAUCAGUGAUAGAACCUGGAAUAUCCAGAAUGAAAGCUCUCGCUUUAUAUCAGCUUCAAUCAGCCAUGAUAGACCUUUCUCAUAAAAACUACAAAGAAAAAUCCAUAAACCUAAAAUGUCUCGUAUUAAAUUUGACAACAGCUGAAGAAAUCCUAAGUGAGUCAAUACGGUACUUGUUGCACGAACCAGCAAAAAGUCCAGAAGGAACAGUUGCCCGUACUGCCAUGAAUGAAUUAAAAAUGCUAAGAAUGUCUAUAAAAAAUAUUAAAAAUGAUAUUGUGGCAAAUGACAUGUUCAACAACGAAACGAAAUUUCAAGAAAACGGUAACUUGGAUGCUAAAGGAACAAAGUAUGAUGAAUUAAAGCAGAAACAGGCUAAGAAAAACAGAAGAAAAGUUAAAUAAGAGUAAUUUCUGUUAAGUUUUUAAAUAUUAUGUAAAUAAAAAUUGAAUUUGG
Messenger RNA from Diabrotica virgifera virgifera (western corn rootworm), 1734 nucleotides. RefSeq names its product SET domain-containing protein SmydA-8-like. The record is from RefSeq and is a predicted model, not a curated record. The transcript is spliced from 8 exons. Gene Ontology annotation, molecular function: protein binding. Bases 93 to 1682 code for a protein of 529 amino acids. NCBI's taxonomy places the organism in Eukaryota, Metazoa, Arthropoda, Insecta, Coleoptera, Chrysomelidae.